UCUCAAGAAAUUUCAUAUUGCAUUUUAUUUGAAAUUCUAGGCAAGAAAGGUAGGUAGAUAAAUACGUAGUUAGAUUUAAUUCCCAAGUUCCCUUGGUAUUUUACAACAUAGGUACAUAAAUAGAUACAUAAAUUCAUAAGUAUUGUGUUGUAUUUUUAUUUAGAAAUAUUUUAAAUCUGUCCCCAUAAAAAUAUAAAUAUGUAUGUGUAUACAUACACAUAUUUGUAUUAAUAAGUGUAUACACUUAUUAAUACAUGUGCAUAAAUACCUUUCAAUAUUUACCUUACACUAUUAGUUUAGCUUUUAGCUAAUGAUUGUGUUAUACAACUUGCAAAAUGAUGGACAUCCUUAAAUUAAAUACAAAAUCAAUGCUCUCGUUAAUUUGUUAUCAGUGACAUGUGCACUAAUUACUAGAAUUAGCAAAUAAGCGUCCGAACAUGUGCACAUGUAUUUAGAUAAAUCAUACAAAUCAAGCCGUGCUAAUUAUACCUACCAUAUCAUAAAAAAUAUCCAAAUGUAAAGUUGAGUUUUAAUUUAAGUAAGUAUAAACACAGCAUAUGUACGAGCUCGUAAAUAUGUAUUUACUACGUAAUUUCAAAUCGGCAAGAACUAUGUAGGUAUAUAUGCUCGGCCAUGUGUUUAUAGUUUUUCGGAUUUUAACUCCAUUAUAUUUACUUUACCGGAAGUGAUAAAUUUUACUUCAGCCAUAAUUAUGUAGUAUUCAAUUUAAGGAAUUUGUAGGCUUGAAGUGUAUUUGACAUGUGCCCUCUGCUGAACUAUAUGCAUACAACAGAUAUGGUCGCCAGCUUCAAUGUACACACAAAUAUUUAGAUAGGCUUAUCUAAAGUGAUGGGUAGUUACCAAGCGGUAUUCAGAUAUGAUUCUACCAAAGUGGACUUGAUAAGUAAUACCGCGUAGUAAUAGCUCGAUAUUGUUUUACCAUGUCGGUAGUAAAUUUUUGCGAACGGAUGUAGUUUCAUAUCGAGUGGUACCAACUUUAAUAUCGAGAAAUCAAUAUCUGAUUAAAUAUACCGGAUUUUUAAGUGUAUUACGCAGAUGGGUGUGGACCUACGCACAUAACUUUGCAGUGUAGCAAGGUGCAAAUUGUACCAACACUUUGAUUGAUCACUGAGGCAAAUUCCUCUUAAAACCUCAAUCUCGAUAUACAUAAUUUCCGGUUGUAUCAUUUAGCCAAAGUUCAAAAUGAAGCCAUAUCGGUCAGAAACUGUCCGAUUAUUUAACCUUUUAUACUACGCAAGACCGUUUUUCUGGUAUGGACUCCCCAUCCAAGUUUCCGUUAAUGGAAACUGUGUACGUCUCGUCAAAUCGGGCAAGCUUAUCCAUACGAUGGCUCCACUUGCCUUAUCAUUCGUUAACACGAUAGUCCUGGGGUUGGGAAUACCGUGGAGAAUGACAAAUCCGGUCAUCACUAAAAGUCGGCGAUUCAUUUUAUCAGCUUACCAAUGGUUCCUCGUAAUGGAAGUGGUUUACUUUUUCUUAUUUUUCAUGAUUUUAUUGGGAUUCGACGACAUCUUGAUACAAACUUGUAACUUGACGGAUCAAUACAUCCAACAAUUGGGAAAAGCUGUCCCCGCCGAACGAAAGCUAUCCCGUCGUCCCGUCUUUCUCGACCGCAUUAUCCGACUCUUCGUCUGGGCCGGAAACAUAGGCAAAGUAUGCCGACGCAUACUUUGACCGCGUGUUACACCUCGGAAGACAAGAUGGCAUGCAACACUUCAAAGUCUAUCAUCACCUCGCGAUCCUUUAUCGAAUCCCAGUCCCGAUAAAUAAAUUCGGCUCCUUCCUCACAAUUACGAUGACUGGUGUGAGUUCCGUCGGUUUUUCGUACAUCCUUGUCCGAUGGCAUGGGGAAAUUCGGGUAGUAUUUUUACUAAUUUGCGGAUUCGGCCUAUUCACUGCGAACUAUCUGCAAAUGAUGAUUUGUAAUUAUAGCGCCUACGUUAACGACAAGAGUAAAGAAUUAUUGUGUAAGUACAGGAAAGGGUUGGCGAAUAUUGGAGAAGCAAGGAAAAGGAAGGAGAUGGCGAGAUGGAUUAGAAGCAUGGAACCGUUUGCGUUAUGUGUUGGAAUUGGGGAGAUAACCCUUUUCAUUUUGGACAGGGAGAGUAAAGUAUUUGUUUUUAAGACGAUGUUGGAUUAUUCAAUGGAAACGGUUUUCACGUAGCUUGUAUAAAUAAGUUCUGGUACAAUUGAUUUAUUGUCAAAUAUGCUACAGAAUAGUGAGACAGUUGACGCAGUCCUUGGUAUAAAAUCCGUAAACUUAUGUAUAUAAAUACUUCCGAGGAAAAUUAACUUAUUUAGUUUUUAUAAACUUACUCACAAAGGGAAGGUCCCCGACUGCUUAUCGUGUCCAGG
Molecule: messenger RNA, 2376 nt
Organism: Folsomia candida
Lineage: Eukaryota; Metazoa; Arthropoda; Collembola; Entomobryomorpha; Isotomidae
Exons: 2
Coding region: 1204-1695 (163 amino acids)
Source: RefSeq, a predicted model, not a curated record